Molecule: messenger RNA, 411 nt
Organism: Aspergillus steynii IBT 23096
Lineage: Eukaryota; Fungi; Ascomycota; Eurotiomycetes; Eurotiales; Aspergillaceae
Product: ubiquinol-cytochrome c reductase complex assembly factor 2
Exons: 2
Coding region: 1-411 (136 amino acids)
Biological process (GO): mitochondrial respiratory chain complex III assembly
Cellular component (GO): Cbp3p-Cbp6 complex; mitochondrion
Molecular function (GO): ribosome binding
Source: RefSeq, a predicted model, not a curated record
AUGGUCAAACCACCCAACCUCGGCCCCCAAUCCAUCCAGGCGCGCAUCUCACAUCUCCUCAACCACUGGCCCUCCGAUCCUGUCCGCCCAGCCUCCGUCUCCGUCCAAACCUACCUUCGCUCCCGCCUCCCUCCCCAAUCCUCCGCACAGCAACAACCACCGCAGUCGCAGUCGCAGUCGCAACCGCAGUCCGCGCCGGGCGGCGAAAUCUCAGAGGCCUCGUUAAACGCCCUGUCCUCGUUGCUGGAGAACCGCUACGCCCGGCGGUAUCCGCUGCCACCGAAGUUGCGACGGCCCGCCAGCAACCCGGACCAUUACGAUAAUGUGAUCAAGGAGUUUGCGGAGGCGCCGUCGCGAGACUGGUUGGGGCGAUUGGGGAAGAGGAUGAGGGGGCUUUUCAGGUUGAAGUAA